CAAGAUCGUAUGUUUCUGAGACGUUCCUGCAAUAGGAAUUUCCAAAACUACGAAUCCCAGAGAACCUCAGUGCGCUCGCUAUUAAUGUCAAUAUGGCCACUGUCAGUCAGACAAAGGCGAAUCAGUCUCGCCACGAAAUGAAAUCAAAUUAGCAAGCUAGAGGAGAACGGAUGGCAUUGUGAAAACCGGCUGGUGCAUGUUCCGUGUCGGGGAUAUAGAAGAGGACUUGUCACGAGGACCAACUAAACACCGGUUUAUUAAAUGCUGUGGAGGACGGGGGACCUAGAUACAAAGAUCAAGGAUGUCUCAGUUCACCGAUGAGCCUCGCUUCACCAUCGAGCAGAUUGACCUGCUCCAACGGCUGAGGAGGACGGGGAUGACCAAGCCAGAGAUCCUCCACGCCCUGGAUACCCUGGACAGACUGGACCGCCAGCACGGACACAAGUUUGGACGCCGCCCCCAGACGCAGCCCCAGCCUGUCGGUCAGGGACCGACGUCCAAUAGCAAUGCUAAUAUGACGUCGUCCAAUAAUGCUGUGGCGUCUUCGUCGACGUCCACGGCCGCCACACAGACUGGUUACCAGGCGAAUGGGAAUGGCGGGAGUGGUCUGUCGCCGUCACCUAGCAACAACUAUGAUAUGUCGCCGCCCCCUCCGGCGGUUGUAUCUGCCCCUGUUGCUUUGGCAGCGGUGGCUCAGAACGGGUGUGGUGGGGUUGGUGGCGGCGGAGAGAUUGUUGCCAUGACGAACGGAAAGCUGUCUCCACCACGGUUUCCUAUCAGUGUUAGUGCGGUUAGUGGUGGCGUGACGGGGAGAGGCUACGGGUUUGAGACCAGCGAGGAGGAACUAGACGUGGACGACAAAGUGGAGCAACUCAUGAGAAGGGACAGUGCCAUAAUCAAGGAGGAGAUCAAGGUGUUCCUGGGGAACAGGCGCAUCUCUCAGGCCGUGGUGGCUCAGGUCACAGGUAUCAGUCAGAGUCGUAUCUCCCACUGGCUGCUCCAGCAGGGCUCGGACCUCAGUGAACAGAAGAAGAGGGCCUUCUACCGCUGGUACCAGUUGGAGAAGACCACCCCCGGUGCCACUCUGACGAUGCGGCCCGCCCCCAUGUCUCUGGAGGAUGUGGUUGAGUGGCGGCAGACUCCGCCCCCUAUAAGCUCCACCCCCGGGAGCUUCCGUCUGCGCCGAGGCAGUCGGUUCACCUGGAGGAAAGAAUGUCUGGCUGUGAUGGAGAGUUACUUCAAUGACAACCAGUACCCUGAUGAAGCUAAAAGAGAGGAGAUCGCUAACGCCUGCAACGCUGUCAUCCAGAAACCAGGGAAGAAGCUGUCUGAUCUGGAGAAAGUCACGUCUCUGAAGGUCUACAACUGGUUUGCCAACCGCCGCAAGGAGAUCAAGAGACGCGCCAACAUAGAAGCAGCAAUCCUGGAGAGUCAUGGGAUCGACGUCCAGAGUCCUGGAGGACACUCCAACGGCGAUGACAUUGAGGGGAAUGACUUCCCUGACCAGGGCUGUGAAGUCCCUCUGUUUGAGAAGAGAGCUGUUACCAGACCCUUCAGUCGACUAGACCUGUCCUCUCCCACACAGGUGCCCACCCUGCUGCCCAGCUGGCUGGCGGCUUGGCCCGGCUCGGGCAGGGGGGGCUUGGCUGCCCAGAGGGCUAGCUCUCUGAUUGGCCGCUCCUUGCUCUCUGGGUGGGGUCUCGCUCAGGGGGCGGGGAUGGAAGGUUCCAGACUGACAGGUGUGUCCUGGUCUCCCCCCUCCCCCCAGGAUGAUGACUCCACCAAUCACAGCAAUGCCCUGGAGCACCAGGAUCCCAUAGCCCUUGCCGUGGAGAUGGCGGCUGUCAAUCACAGCAUCCUCGCCCUGGCAACGCAGGCGGGGGGAGGAUUGGCCCUGGGCGGGACAGGAAGUGACAUCAAAACAGAGGUGCUGGACGACUAGGGAUGAGAGAGAAACAUGUAAUUCUGCAUUCAGAAUCAAAUGGGAAGGUGGUAAUUACCAGUUGUGAAGUCGCAAAAACGUGUUUGGAUGCAUUCACGCGCUUUGAACUCGUUGAGAAACGUACAGCUAUAAUGCUUGUAAACAAAUUAGUGUUCAAAAAACAUUAAUAUAACUAUAAAAAGCUAUGUUUUGUUGUUGCAUUUAACUGCCAAAACUGCUGUUAUCGAAGUCAUUUCCUUAGGUGACGUCAGAGUUCAGGAAUGAUAGACGGGUUUCCCAUUAGCAGCUACCAGUCAGUCGUAUAUGGUAAAUACCACAUUCCCACUUGGUUAUGAACGCAGCAUAUGAUUGUGUGUGCACACGAGCGUGCGUGCGUGCACGUGAGGAUGAGGCUAUAGUAGAGUAGGAAAAAUAUUUGUUGGGAGCAAGUAGAGCUUGUUGGAACAUUAUACUGUAAAUGAUGACCAAAAGUAAUGCAUAGGCUUAGAGACUGUCAAAGCUAAGGUAACAGGCCUCCCCUUACCUCUACCACCCCAUUUCCUAACCCCUUUAGACUGUUCUAGAGGUAUUGUGUUGGGUGGCCUGGCCCUAAAGUUGUCUAUGAAACAGUCAUACAGUGUAUGUACAGUGUGUGAGGUAUAUUAUGCUCUUGUCUGUGUGAGUCUAAAGAAUCAGAAUAGGUUAUUAUGGAACCCUGGACACCUCCCUCUAAGCAUAGAGGGCUCCUGCCUUGGCACCUUCUCCCCCAACGUGCGCAGUAUGCUAUUUGAUUCCUUGACUCCUCGCUCACUCCGUCUUUCUUCUCCACCUCACCCAGACAUAUUCUCUUUCUAUGUAUAGCCUUCUCUUUGGCUUUGCCUCUUACACUGUCUGUUCGCCCCUCCCUUUCCCCUCUCAUCUGUCUGCCCCUUUUCAUUUGUCUCCAUCUUCGCAGUAUAAGGGAGAGAGAGGUGAGGGUUCUCAACAGGCCUCUGUAAUCCCUAAAAUGUAUAAAUAUAUCCCCUUGUUGUAGCACUACCUAAGCUGGGUAGGUUUUAAAGCAAGUGAAAAUCAGACAUUCAUUAUAUUAUUGCUUGAGAGAGAGAGGACUCGUGCAAGCUAGUGAAAGGGGCCAUACGUGGUUGUUAUGGGGGUAACUAUAAGCAUAUUGAAGCUGUACCCAAACCAUUUGUUUUUAGCUUUUAACCGUAGCUUAGUCUGUUCCCUUAAAUUAAGGUGUCAUAAUCAUGUUCCCCAGUUGAGAGAGAAUGCAUUACUACACUGUUCAAAAAAUAAAGGGAACCCUUAAACAACACAUUGUAACUCCAAGUCAAUCACACUUCUGUGAAAUCAAACUGUCCACUUAGGAAGCAACACUGAUUGACAAUCAAUUUCACAUUCUGUUGUGCAAAUGGAAUAGACAACAGGUGGAAAUUAUAGGCAAUUAGCAAGACACCCCCAAUAAAGGAGUGGUUCUGCAGGUGGUGUCCACAGACCACUUCUCAGUUCCUAUGCUUCCUGGCUGAUGUUUUGGUCACUUUUGAAUGCUGGCGGUGCUUUCACUCUAGUGGUAGCAUGAGACGGAGUCUACAACCCACACAAGUGGCUCAGGUAGUGCAGCUCAUCCAGGAUGGCACAUCAAUGCGAGCUGUGGCAAGAAGGUUUGCUGUGUCUGUUAGCAUAGUGUCCAGAGCAUGGAGGAGCUACCAGGAGACAGGCCAGUACAUCAGGAGACGUGGAGGAGGCCAUAGGAGGGCAACAACCCAGCAGCAGGACCGCUACCUCCGCCUUUGUGCAAGGAGGAGCACUGCCAGAGCCCUGCAAAAUGACCUCCAGCAGGCCACAAAUGUGCAUGUGUCUGCUCAAACGGUCAGAAACAGACUCCAUGAGGGCCCGACGUCCACAAGUGGGGGUUGUGCUUACAGCCCAACACCGUGCAGGACGUUUGGCAUUUGCCAGAGAACACCAAGAUUGGCAAAUUCGCCACUGGCGCCCUGUGCUCUUCACAGAUGAAAGCAGGUUCACACUGAGCACAUGUGACAGAGUCUGGAGACGCCGUGAAGAACGUUCUGCUGCCUGCAACAUCCUCCAGCAUGACCGGUUUGGCGGUGGGUCAGUCAUGGUGUGGGGUGGCAUUUCUUUGGGGGGCCGCACAGCCCUCCAUGUGCUCGCCAGAGGUAGCCUGACUGCCAUUAGGUACCGAGAUGAGAUCCUCAGACCCCUUGUGAGACCAUAUGCUGGUGCGGUUGGCCCUGGGUUUCUCCUAAUGCAAGACAAUGCUAGACCUUAUGUGGCUGGAGUGUGUCAGCAGUUCCUGCAAGAGGAAGGCAUUGAUGCUAUGGACUGGCCCGCCCGUUCCCCAGACCUGAAUCCAAUUGAGCACAUCUGGGACAUCAUGUCUCGCUCCAUCCACCAAUGCCACGUUGCACCACAGACUGUCCAGGAGUUGGCGGAUGCUUUAGUCCAGGUCUGGGAGGAGAUCCCUCAGGAGACCAUCCGCCACCUCAUCAGUAGCAUGCCCAGGCAUUGUAGGGAGAUCAUACAGGCACGUGGAGGCCACACACUACUGAGCCUCAUUUGGAUUUGUUUUAAGGACAUUACAUCGAAGUUGGAUCAGCCUGUAGUGUGGUUUUCCACUUUAAUUUUGUGUGACUCCAAAUCCAGACCUCCAUGGGUUGAUAAUUUUUGUGAUUUUGUUGUCAGCACAUUCAACUAUGUAAAGAAAAAAGUAUUUAAUAAGAAUAUUUCAUUCAUUCAGAUCUAGGAUGUGUUAUUUUAGUGUUCCCUUUAUUUUUUUGAGCAGUGUAUUUUAAGAUUUACAAUGCACCCUUGAUUGGCAAUGUCCCUAUCACAGGAGGCUGCUGAGGGGAGGAAGGCUCAUAAUAAUGGCUGGAAUGGAGUAAAUUGAAAGGUAUCAAACUCAUGGACCAUGUGUUUGAAACCAUUCCGUUCCAGCCAUUAUUAUGAGCCCAUCCUCUCCAAUUAAGGUGCCAGCGGCUGCCUGUGGUCCCUAUUAUUCUUAGUACUGGGAGUAAUGCAAACACUUAUUUUUCUAUCCUUUAUAUGCCAUGACGUCUUCAACACAAGCUGUUAUCUAAGAUACUUUCUUUUAAAUUGUAUUUUCUCUUUUAAAAAUAAGUCACUUUAUGGGAGUAGCUACUAUGGGGCUUGAGUUUCCUGCCCUCGUAGCUUAUUGGUCGUUCUGAGUGAUUGACAGACCAGGCAAGCAAUAGGAGGAAGAGAGACUGAUCUGUUGGCUGACACAGGUUCAAAAGGUAAGGGGUCAAGUGUUAGGUCUACCUUUCCUUAUAAGCUAGGUUUCCCCACUCCCAGGUCGCUGCUUUUAAUGUGAAAUAAGUUGUAGGUGAAUAGCCUUUUUUUUUUUUGUACCUUAAAAGGGGUAGUUCAAAUUAAAGUUGACCAGAUUCAAACGUGAUUUUGUUGUGUAGGUUCCUGUUAUGAUGAAAUCAGCAGACCUCAAUCCCAAACUACUGAGAAACUUUCUCCUUGCCAGUUCCACACAACAGUCAUGGUGGGAUAUGGUCCCAGUUUAUUGUUAGACCACUUCUGAGCAGGGCUUGGAACCAGUUCAGGGAACAGAAACAACAAACAGAAUCAGAAUGAAGGUGAUCUAUACUGUUAUUUUAAAACCAUGGGAUCCGGCUAAUAAUGCUAUUUUACGUUCCGUUCAUUUUCUCUGUCGCGCAACAAACCGCCUAUGCAAAGCACUCACUCUGUCAUUAAGAAACUUAUUCCGGUGUCUGCCUCCCUGCCAGCUGAAAAUCUUUGCCAGUGUGCGUGUAGGCUACCUGCCCCUCCCCAUCCGAAGUAUUGUUUACUGUAGCCUACUGACAUUACAAGUGUGAUUCAGAAUUUAGGGAGAGCUAUUUGUAAUUAGAGAAGAAUGGAUUAACCUGUUCAAUGUUGGUUAUCACGUUUCACAUUGGAUUUAUUAACUACCAAAAGGUAAGAUGUGUUUUUAUUUGAAUUCUGGUGCCGCUCUUCACACACAAGCUUGUUAGCUAGCUCUGGUCCAACAUUAAGCCAACUCUUUGAAAAUAAAAGUUCCUCCAUAAAUGCCACUCCUCCACAUGUAUAAUUCUGUCGGCCUAAUUCAGAUAAUGCAUGUCAUAAGAUGCCCAGAGCUUCAAGCCAUCCUCUCGCUCUCUCCCCCCACUCGAUUUCAGAAGUUUAAAAAAAGAACAGAAAGAACAACAUUAAAAAAGUAACGGUUUUUCCCGUUCAAACCUCUGUGGGAACAGAGGAACGCAACAAAAAAAUAUGGUUCUGUUCAGAAUUAAACUAAUAAAUAAUUGGUUCCAACCCCUGCUUCUGAGGUAUUGAGAUGUUUGGAAAACGUUAGUGUCUCGUGACAUACUGUUAGCUGACCAAGUUGCAGAGAUGACUCACAAUUGAUGUUUGGGUGAACUGUCCCUUUUAGUAGGCCAAUAUAUAUUAAAUGACAGCCAAGCUGACCUGUUUCUGCUGCUUCCGAUGUUCCACUAACACCUAGUGCUUUGUUCUGUAUCAAAUAUGUAUCUUACAAGAUAAGACUGAGGCAGAAAAAAAACAUUUUAUUUUCGAUUUGUUACUUAAAUCUUUCCAUGUGUACAACUCUGGCAAGCAGAAAUGUAUAGUAUGAGAUGAAUCAUUGAAAUCAUGUUUUUCCAUUUUGAUAUGCAGUGGGCCCGAUUCAGACUUCGUAAAUGUACGCCUUUCCUAAGCACUUCUCAGUAGUUAGUAUUUAGACUUAACUUUUAUGUAGGUGCAUAAAGGGCUUUUCAGACGUGGUUCCCUUGUGCACACUGACUACAUUUAACUCUACUGCUGAAAACCCUCCCACUUUCUGGCCAGCUGAUUUUCUCUUGGAGUUUUCAGUCAAUAGGGUUUUCAGUACAUUUAUCUAAAGCCAUAACUUUAAAUUUGACACUCACUAGAACAGGGAUGGGCAACUCCAGUCCUUGGGGGGCAUGAUUUGGUGUGACACUUAACACACCUGACUCCAAUAAUCAAGAUCUUCAGUUUAGAAUGCAAUUAGUUUAUCCAGCGUGUUGUGUUUGUUAGGCAUGGGCCAAAAGUGACACCACUCCGGCCCCCGAGGACUGGAGUUGACCAUCCCUGCACUAGAAUAUAUGGAUCGAUGAAAGGCCAUGUAAAUACAUGCAUAUUAAUCUCAUUUUCAGCACCAAUCGGUAGAUUUAAAAAAUACUCUGAUCUUGUAUUAUUUAGGGUUAGGAAAGUAUUUAUAAAUAAUAACAGGUUUGGAGAGCCUUUAAGCAUGAUAGGUUGGUGAAUCAAAAAUAGUCGUAAAUAUGAAUCCUGAAAGUUGCCAUAUUCAAUUGUUCAAUCCAUUAAAUAUUGGAAAGUGUAGAAUAGGGGGAAUAAAGUUCCAUUUAUGCACGCAUAACUCGGGUCUGAGUCGGCCCCAAACUACCGUGUUUUUCAUUGCCCUAUUGUACUCUAUCAUCAAAGGCAAAACUUAUCCUUCAGGUUUCUGAGCUCUUUACUAGACUCUCGAGACUGUUUAACAAUUGUUAACGCCAUAUCAAGUAGCGAGCUAGCACAAGAUUUGGUUCUUUGGCAUCACCCAGAAUUUGAUGAAUCUGUCAAAUCUACAAAUUAAAUUGGUACUGUAUACAAAACCAGGUGAAAACAUAUUUGCUAAAGGACUGCUACUCAAUAAUGACCAUUAACCUCUGUGGGAGGGGUUUUGCCUUUAAAACUGAGGGAACAGCUAUUGCCAGUCCUCAUUCAUACAUAAUGUGAAUACAUGAAAUAACACAUAUUCUAGAAGAUGAAAUGAAUAUAAAUGAUUGAAAUCACUGUUGUAUCAGAUUGAAAUAGUUAAACGAGUCCUGUUAUCUUCUAUUUCAGAAUUUAGUGCCUUUUUUGGACAGUAGACUGUUCUGUAAUUAAUAUGUAGAAAUCUAUAUGCCUUUUGUUGCAUUUGUUUGAAAAACAUUUUGUUAACUUGUUUAUUUUAGUAUUGUACCUACUAAAGAAUAAAGAAAGAUGAACAAUGGGUCUGUGUUUUGUGAGCAACUAAAGUCUAGCUCUCAAUGUGUAUCAAUUGGCAUCAGAAGCUCAAAUUAGCAUUCUGCACUUAAUGAUGGAAGAUUAGUCUCGUAAAAAAACCCUGCAGAUGAUACAAAUCUGUAAAUCAAUUCAUUUUUUUUUAUUCUUUCCUUUACAGGGAGAUAAUUGUCCAGACAAUAAAAAAGAAUUAUAAAUGCAUUAUAAUAAAUGAUUAUUCUUUGGAUUUCAGCAGAGAAUUAAAUUAAUCAAAAUCCAAACUUGUGCCCAGAUUUUUAAGUCUUUAUAUAUACACAUACAUACAUACACCCAUUCGCUCCCACAGAUAUAGUGAAAUAAUACACUUCAUGACAACUGGCAGAGCAGAAUCAGAUACACAAAUCAUUGAGGACUAUUAUUGAUAACUCAAGACUCCAGGACGAGGCACAGACCAGAGCUGGUCUCAGGUCAGUCAGUAUGUCUAAAAUGUCACCCUAUUCUCUAUGCACUACAGGAAUAUAAUACUAUAGGGUGCCAUUUGAAGCAACCGUUGUAGAAGAAGAGUUGCACAAACACUCUGAAGAUCCGGCAGACAGGUUCCCCAUUUAGAACCCUCUACUGACAUGAGCUUCCAUUGGCACAUAAGCCAGCGCCCGACUUUGUACAGUGGUAGUUUGUCUGAUGUGGUCCACUGCUGGAUAUGGACAAGCCACAUGUAGUGUGAAGGAACAGUCUAAUAUUACACAGGUUUCUCCAUGGCUGGAGUUUGAGGGUUUCUAGUUAUGGAGUCUCGCAUUGCCAGACUUGGUAGUCUGGAGAAAGCCGAAGAUGGAGGUUUUUAGUUAAACCCAGAGAGGGACAGACAGAUUGACGUGAAGACUGACUGAAGGCCACGUAAAGGCAGGUGUCAUAUUGCUCUGAGCCUGUGUUGCCAUAGAUAGAGAUAUAUAGGAUAUGUAUAUAUUGGAAAGGAAGAUAAACAAAUAUACUCUUGAAAUCCCCCCCCCCCCUUCUGUGGAAUGAUACGGUAACUAUGGAUAUAUCCUUAAUCAAGUAUAGACAGUCGAUAACGGUCAAACUCAAUAUAAAACGUGGUUCUGAGCGCGUACAGUCACAUGAUCAAGUCCAUGAUGAUGAAAUUAAGUACUUAUGACACGUGCUAGUCUGAACUAGGAAACUCCACAUCUCGUUAAAGAGCUAACAGUUGGAAAUACAAACCGGUAAAAGCUACUGAAUAAUGAAAUGGGUUUGAAUCAGAGAUACUUGCGUGUCUCUGACUUCCUGAUGAGAAAGAGUAUGAGAGAAAGAAAGAGCGAGGCACGGAAAUAAAGAACUAGAUAAGCCUGAAGUGAUCUUAACCACUUUUCGGUCUCUGUGCAAAGAAGCAUGGACACGACAAAACUGAGGCCAAAUCCAUCCAAUACACUAUGGCUGCGUUUAGACAGGCAGCCGAAUUCUGAUCUUUUUCAUUUUCAGAGCUGAUCUGAUUGGUCAAAAGACCAAUUAGUGGGGAAAAAAAGAUUAGAAUUGGGCUGCCUGUCUAAACACAACCUACCUGCUCUCACAAUCUUCAUAUAACACACAUCUACUGUACGACACACGCACAUACCCUCAAACUCAAAUCCAUUCCUUAUAUUAGCACAAUGAUGAUCACUCAGUUAAAAGCUUGACACCAACUCAACCAUGACAAACAACUAUUAAAAACACCCUAGCUCUGCUAACAGCAACAUAAUGGGUCUGAGCGAAUCGGGUAAAGUACUUAAGGCAACCAUGACAAAUAAAACACUUGCUCAUCCCAUCUACUAGACUAUAUCUCCCAACUGGCCAGUCAUCGGCCCAUUGACAACUCCUCCUUACUCGGUCCCAUCUCAAGUGGUGUUUAAGGCUAAAAAUCAAGACUAUAAUCAAGAUUAACUCCCAAAAAGGACUUAUAAUACCAAUGAUCAGAUCACUUUACAGCUAUAUUACAGUUGCUAUAGCAGCAUCAUUCCUCAUAGAAUUACUUGUGCAAUCAAUGUUUUUCAGUAUAAUUUAAAAGGCUUAGUCUUUUUCACAUGAUAAAGGCAUAUGUCAACCAUUACAAUAUAUAUCUAUAUGUCAUAGCAAAUUUAGACCUUUCUUAUUAAAGAAAUGGCAUAGCGUUGGGGCGACGGGGUAUAUCUUACAGAUAGAUCAUUUAUGUUGUGACUUCACGCCAUGCUUGCUGAAUGGACUAGUGUUAAAAGGUAUAGUCAUAACAAAAUGACAUUGUUCAUAGACUGCUUACAGGGUGAGGAAACAAGGUAUGACAGCAAUCCAUGCUUUGGUUUAGUUUCCCUGGCACCGUUUCCACAUGUUAGCAUUUGUGGCACAAAUUCCAUUCAAGUCAUGGGAUCGAUAAGAGCGUUUGUUGCGCAUCAUGUACAAAACAUUUUACAAGUGACUUUAUUGAGUUUCACAAGCAAUUGUAGAUACUGAUGAUUUGGAUAUGUGCAAAGAAUGCUAAUAUGGGAUUAAAGCAUGGGUUGUUGUCAUGCCUUGUCCAUAGACUACAGGGUGAGGAAACCAAUGUGUAAUGUUGGAAUUUGGGUGAAGUAUCCCUUUAACACACAUUGAGUCCUGUCAGAGCUUGUGACUCAGCUCACAAGGUGAGAGCGCACAGUUUCUUUUAAUGAAACUUCUGUCUAAUGAAAAUGAUUUACGAGGGAUCAAUGAAACAUAAAUGAAAACUCCAUAGUGUCCCUCAUUACACAUCCUUCAACUCUCAACCUGGAAUUUGCAUUCAAACAAAUUUGCUCCUAAAGCUUUGAAACGAUAUAUUUUUUAAAUGUAACAAAAGAAUAUGCUUCCACAUUCUUGAUUCCCUUCAUCUCCCAAAGUCAUUGAGUCAGUAUGUACAUUUCAGACCCCAUUACAGAUCUGAUUCUAAAAAUAACAGGUGAACGCAUGCGUAGAAGAGAUGUUCCCCCAAACACAAAUCAAAGACCAGCUUCCAUCCAACUUCCGCUCCACACGUUACAUGACGUUAAACAUUGAUACAACGUUACACAACACCAGCACACACACCAUACAUAUAUGCCACUGCUACUUCCUCAAACCGUUCUAAAACCAUAGGCACCCAUUUUUCUAACACAGAUCACUACAGUCACCACCAAACUAGGGAUAAACCUCUACUGUGCAAAGUCUCCUCCCUAUGAGCAAAAUAUGUAUUUUUGACCAAUUUAGCACACUGGGCUUCUUCUCAUAAUGGAACCAUCUUUCAACCUACUUCUCCACUUA
Molecule: messenger RNA, 11191 nt
Organism: Oncorhynchus kisutch (coho salmon)
Lineage: Eukaryota; Metazoa; Chordata; Actinopteri; Salmoniformes; Salmonidae
Product: homeobox-containing protein 1
Exons: 10
Coding region: 302-1942 (546 amino acids)
Biological process (GO): positive regulation of DNA-templated transcription
Cellular component (GO): nucleus
Molecular function (GO): double-stranded telomeric DNA binding
Source: RefSeq, a predicted model, not a curated record